AUGUCAGGAGCAGCAGCAGCAGAAGAAGAAGAUCAGUUUGAAUCGGUUCAGGACGUGAUCGAACUUGACCCUGCAUGUAAUGAUGAUUCCGGUUCCGGAUCUGAAUAUGGAACAGGAUCGAGCGAGUAUUCCACAGAUUCAUUGACUUCCUCUAUCUAUGAAUAUCGCUACGAAAACGGCCGCAGAUAUCACGCCUACAAGGAAGGCAAAUAUGUCUUCCCUAAUGACGAAACCGAGCAAGAAAGAUUAGAUAUUCUACACCAUAUUUAUGUGUUGCUAUAUAAGAACAAGCUUCACUUAGCGCCAGUAGAAGAACCUCAGAGAAUCUUGGAUAUCGGUACUGGAACAGGUAUCUGGGCAAUUGAUGUCGCCGAGAAGUACCCAAACGCCGAAGUCAUCGGGACAGAUUUGAGUCCUAUUCAGCCAAGUUGGGUCCCUCCAAACGUUCAAUUCCAAAUCGAUGAUGCGGAGGCCGAUUGGACAUUUGCAAGGAAUUCUUUCGACCUAAUCCAUAUACGCCACCUGAACGGAGCAAUUAAAGAUUGGCCUAAGCUUAUAAGAGAAGCUUACAGAUGUACCAAGCCCGGCGGCUGGAUCGAACUCGCAGAAUACGAAUUCUUCCUCCACAGUGACGAUGACAGUCUUCCCAAGAGCAGCUCCAUCUACAAGUACUACGAUCUAUGUAAUCAGGCCGCCACCAAGCUAGGACGGGAAUUCAAAAUCGCCGCCAAUCUCAAACCAAUCCUUGUGGAGGCUGGAUUCGAAUCUGCCCACCACCAGGUCAUGAAGGUUCCGUUCGGAACGUGGCCUGCGGACAAGUUGCAGAAAGAGAUGGGCGCAUUCUUAUACAUGACAGCUGAUGAAGGCUUUACGGCCUUUGGUAUGGCUCUGUUGACAAGAGUAAUGGACAUGGAGGUGGAUGAAGUCAACGCAUUGAUUGCCCUGGCGAAAGUAGAUGCGAAGAGCAGGAAGAUUCAUUCUUAUUCUCGACAGCAUAUCUACUACGCACAAAAGCCUAUGUGCAGCGAUGAUGAUGAAGACUGA
Morchella importuna is the source of this 1044-nucleotide messenger RNA. RefSeq lists its product as uncharacterized. The record is from RefSeq and is a predicted model, not a curated record. The transcript has 9 exons. Gene Ontology annotation, molecular function: methyltransferase activity. The coding region runs from base 1 to 1044 and encodes 347 amino acids. NCBI's taxonomy places the organism in Eukaryota, Fungi, Ascomycota, Pezizomycetes, Pezizales, Morchellaceae.